Molecule: messenger RNA, 1787 nt
Organism: Stomoxys calcitrans (stable fly)
Lineage: Eukaryota; Metazoa; Arthropoda; Insecta; Diptera; Muscidae
Product: protein psiQ
Exons: 4
Coding region: 221-1588 (455 amino acids)
Source: RefSeq, a predicted model, not a curated record
GAGAGAACUGAACAGACUAAGCUCUCCCGAUAAGCACAUUUAAGUUAGCCAAGUAUAAAACCCUUUGACCAACUUCAUACUCACAACAGUUGGAUUUCUUUGUUCGAAAAGUGUCGUCGUUUUCGGUUUAUUUUUUUAAUUUUGUACACGGGAAAUUUUUCCUUAAGCAGAGUAGUGGUUUAUUGGCAAUAUUUAAUUGAUAAAGUGAACAACUGAUAAAAUGCAUUCCAUCAAGGGAACAACAACAUAUGGACGCCUUUUAAUUGGCAUCAGCAUUGCAACUUUACUAUUGACAUUGGCAACCGCUGAGGUUGAUCCAGUUCCAAUAAAGUGCUUUCAAUGCUCCUCAAAGGAUUCGAACGAUUGUCUGGAUUUUACAAAACUCCAAGCGAAAGUUUGUAGCAAUACUGCGGCCACUAAAUGUUUUACCAAGAACGAUGCUGGUACUAUAACAAGAGACUGUAUGGGAGGUGGGGAUUGUACUGGUGAAAAUUGCAAAACUUGCGAUGGCACCGAUGCAUGCAACAAUCAUAAUAUCUGCAAGAAAUGUUCUACUGAUGAUGCCCUAUGCUCCCAAAGCCAAGUCACCGAUAUCAAAUAUAAUUCCAUAUGUGAUUCAUCUACAACGGAGUGUUUUGCCCAAGUGAAGGACAAGAAGGUAGAAAGACGUUGUGCCGCUGCUCAGGAUACAUGUGAUGCAACAUCAACCACAUGCAAAAAAUCAGCUGCAGCAUUGAGUAAUCAGGGCUUUUUCCCAGCAAAGCGUAUACAGUGCUAUCAAUGCUCCGGUUCGGAAUGCUCUGACCCUUCAACCGCGACCAUACUAGCUAAACCAUGCGCCAAUUACGUGGACAAUGAUCAGUGCUAUAUGACUGCGGAGAGUGCUGCUGCUGUUGUGCGAGGCUGUAAAUCGGAUGAUGGUACCAAAUGUUCCGACGAUGCUGGUGAUAAAAGCAACUGCUUCACCUGCUCUGCUGAUAGUUGCAACAAUUCUGCCUAUGAGAAAAUUCAAAAACUGAAAUGUAUUCAAUGUGAGGGAGACGAUUGCUAUAAGGAACAACAGGCCAGCGAUGCAAAGGAUUGUAAAGAGAAAAUUCUAUAUAACGCCGAAGAGUCAUGCAUUACUACAUUCACCAAAGAUGGUAUCUACAGGGGAUGUUUGCACGACAAUCCCACUCUGGCCGAGGAGUGUAAUAAAGAUGGCACUUCAUGCAAGAAAUGUAACUCUGGCGAUGGCUGCAACAAAGAGGCAGAGGAAAAUACCUUCACAUGCAUUGUCUGUCGCAGUGAUAUUGAUAAGAAAUGCUGGAACGAAGCUGAUUCUACGGGACAAAAAUGCCGCACAGGUGAAAGUUCAGCCCAAGAAGGAUGUUUCCAUGGAAUUUGGAAUGAUGUUGCCAUUCGUGGAUGUGUAAUCGAUGCGGAUGAGAAAACCAAAGCUACCUGCCUGGAUGCCAAUAAUCAUCAGUGCCGAGUCUGCUAUGCUAAAAAUUGCAAUAAGGAUAAGUCAUCGUCGGCACCUCAAAGUGUUACCAUUUUCACUGGCCUCUUAGUAAUGAUGAUAUCGGCCAUUUGGUAUUUGAAUUAAAUUCUAUAAAACGUUUCUUUGCUAAUACACGUAACAAUAAGUUUUUGUAAACAUUUCCUACAAUAUGUUGGAAAACAUAUUGUCUAUUAAAUAGAUGAAGAUAUUUUUCUUCAACUUCAUUAAAAUUCCAAAGAACAUCGGAUUUUACAGAUUUAUUUGUUAGUUAAUGAUGGGAGACAAUAAACGCUGGAAAAAGGUA